AUGAAUAUUCAAAAUGUAACCUCUACUAACUCUGCAACUUCAUUAUCCAUACCAGUAUCUUCUGCUGCUAACAACACUACCACUACCACAAGUUUAACAUCUUUAAAAAGCACUUUAGCAGUUUGGGAACACUUUAUCUUAUUAUCAAAUGAACUAAAGGCAAAAUAUAAAUAUUGCAAAAGUAUUUUAGUUUAUAAAAAAGAUACUGGAACAUCACAUCUUUGGCAUCAUCUCAAAUCUUGUAAUAAAUUUAAAAGAAAUGGGACAUGUAAUGAACAAUCAAAUGGAUCAAAUAAAUCAAAUGAUCAAACCCAUUUGAAUUUUCCUAUUUUAACUAAAUGGCAAUGUAUAGAAAACCCAAGUCGAAAAGACCUGAUGCAGCUUAUUUCAUUUUAUUAUUAUAAAAAAGAAAAGCAAGAAUUAGAUAAUGUUGAUAAAAAAAUACAGGAUAUCUUAAUGAAAUCUGUAUCUUCAUAUUAUUUUCUAUUAGAUUACUUUUCAUCAAAAAUAUCUGAUAUUGAACAGCAUGUAAUAAAUAGUAGAGAUACUAGCAUUGAAGAUAAAGUGUCAACAUUUGAAAGUCAACUUGAUAAUUUUUUUGAAUAUGCUAUAAAGAAAACCCAAACUAAUCAACCUGACAUGCUUCAGGAAGUCAAGCAGUAUUUUGAUGAAAGUAUUGUUAAUAAGACCACUAAUGUUCUUGAAUGA
Molecule: messenger RNA, 708 nt
Organism: Cetraspora pellucida
Lineage: Eukaryota; Fungi; Glomeromycota; Glomeromycetes; Diversisporales; Gigasporaceae
Source: the annotation of a GenBank genome assembly